UGGAGAAGUAGAGGCGGGUUCUCCCAGUUUCUGCACCUGCCCUGAGGGCGGGGCGGGGAGCCGAGGGCCGCCCCCUUAAGGGCUGCAGCAGUGGAGCCAAAGCGUGCAGGGUUUCUGCUUGCUUGCCUGCCAGUUCCAACCGAGUCUCCUCCUCCCCUUUCCCCACCGUGCCGUCCCUCCCCUGACCACCAGAACGCACCUCCAGCCAGAAGGCUCCUUCCAAUCUUCCCUCCCUUUUCCCCUCCCCUCCCCCAAGCGCCCGCUUUGCCUAGCACUUCUUAUUCUCUGGCCACGGUCUCCUGCCUCUGCAGCCUUUUCUGUCUCCGUCCUUUGACAUGGAGCCGGCCACAGACAGCGAGCAUGGCAGCCCCCCAGAGCCCAGUGCCCUGCAGCCUCCUGGGGGCAGCUCGCCUUUAGCCACCGGCUCCCAGCCUUUCCCAGGCCGAGAGCCACCGCAGGAUGAGCGGCAUCUCCGGAUCAGCGAAAGCGGCCAAUUUAGUGACGGACUGGAGGAUAGAGGUUUACUAGAAAGCAGCACAAGACUAAAACCUCAUGAAGCUCAGAAUUACAGAAAAAAGGCAUUAUGGGUAUCCUGGUUCUCCAUCAUUGUUACAUUGGCACUGGCAGUGGCUGCCUUUACUGUCUCCGUAAUGAGGUACAGCGCCUCUGCUUUUGGGUUUGCUUUUGAUGCCAUCUUGGAUGUUUUGUCAUCAGCAAUUGUCCUGUGGCGCUAUAGCAAUGCAGCAGCUGUACACUCUGCACACAGGGAAUACAUAGCCUGUGUGAUCUUGGGGGUGAUAUUCCUUCUGUCAUCUAUAUGUAUAGUGGUCAAAGCCAUCCAUGACCUUUCAACUAGGCUGCUCCCAGAAGUGGAUGAUUUCCUGUUCAGUGUUUCCAUUUUAAGUGGGAUCUUAUGCAGUGUCUUGGCUGUGUUAAAGUUUAUGUUGGGAAAGGUUCUGACGAGCAGGGCUCUGAUAACGGAUGGCUUCAACUCACUUGUGGGUGGAGUGAUGGGCUUCUCCAUUCUUCUCAGUGCAGAAGUAUUCAAGCACAAUGCAUCUGUCUGGUACCUGGAUGGCAGUAUAGGAGUGUUGAUUGGACUGACCAUUUUUGCCUAUGGAGUCAAAUUACUCAUCGACAUGGUGCCUCGAGUGAGGCAGACCCGCCAUUAUGAAAUGUUCGAAUGAAGUAGCAUGAGGACUCUCUGAAGUACAGGCAGAUGGUGCCACCAUUAUUUAAUUGAACAUCCAAUUUCUUUUGGGGGAAUUUUCUUUUGUAAAGUUUGUUCUGAUGGGAAGUAGAUCCAUCAAAACAGAGAAGUCUGGACACUGCUCAUCCCUCAGUACCACAGGCUCCCUUUCCCCAUUAAUAUGCAUCAGCAAACCAUGCAUAGGAGAGGGAGAUGAGGUCUUCAUUUGCCAGCCCUAACUAGAGGACACAUUUUUGUUCUCUAGAGGGAAAAUCUCAUGAGUAGGAGAUCUCUACUUAGUAAUCAAGGCCCAUUUUGAAAGAGUUUUACAUGAGACAUUGGGAACUCUGAUUCCACUCAAUGGGAGGAAGGGGACCCAUAGCUAUAUCCCUCCAGAGACAUCUGAGAAUGGCCCUCUCCUAAUUUCUAACAAUGUAUUUAAUUGGUUUCAUACUGUUUUACUAAUCUUAAAUCUUAACCAGUUAGUUUAAAAGAAGCCACUAUUUUUAAAGCAUUUAGUGACACCUGUAUGAGCUUUGCAUGGACCAACCAAGCACACGCCCCUUUUCAGUGACCUUUGGAACUUGAAAGUAACUAUUAAAAUGGAUCCUUUUUUUGAGAAGUAAAAACUGAAGUCUUUUAUUUGUAAAAAAUAAAAUAAAAAUUAUAUAUAUACACAUUAUCUAUAUGCAUAUAUCUAUAUGCCCUGUUAAGAAUGGUAAAUGGGAUAUGAUGGUGUGUCCGUGAUGGUCCACUCUUCUCUAAAGAACAGGAUGUUUUCAGUUUGUGUGAUUUGUUAGAUUAGACUUCUGUAAAAAUGUUCAUUCAACACAAGGCAUUCUGUACCUCUAACACUGUUGCUUCUCCAAAGUGAUGGUGUAUGAUCAAUAAAAAAUCUAUUUUAUAUGGCA
This is a messenger RNA of Monodelphis domestica (gray short-tailed opossum), 2100 nucleotides long. It is a transcript of the gene TMEM163, whose product is annotated as transmembrane protein 163. Gene Ontology annotation, cellular component: synaptic vesicle membrane. The record is from RefSeq and is a predicted model, not a curated record. Gene Ontology annotation, molecular function: zinc ion binding. NCBI's taxonomy places the organism in Eukaryota, Metazoa, Chordata, Mammalia, Didelphimorphia, Didelphidae.